Molecule: messenger RNA, 1187 nt
Organism: Camelus dromedarius (Arabian camel)
Lineage: Eukaryota; Metazoa; Chordata; Mammalia; Artiodactyla; Camelidae
Gene: MEI4
Product: meiotic double-stranded break formation protein 4
Exons: 6
Coding region: 9-1187 (392 amino acids)
Biological process (GO): DNA recombination; spermatogenesis; oogenesis
Cellular component (GO): lateral element
Source: RefSeq, a predicted model, not a curated record
AAGCCAGGAUGGAUGAUCACAGUCAAGCAUGGUAUCUGAGGACUGCAAAGCUGGCUCUGGCCUUGGCAAUUAUCCGCUCAAAACCAGCAGACAAAAGCAGCAGAGAAUACACAGAGCAUCUUGCAAGGAUGGUGUCUGGGCAGGAAUCGAAGUGGAGAUCAAAAGCCGAAGCCUUGGAAGCUGAAGUUCUGCAGUUACGUCAAAAACUUCUUCUGAGCAGGAUCUAUUCAGGAUCAUUUAAGAGUGGUGAAGAAAUACUGCCUACAUUAUCUGCUCAGGAACCUAGAAGUUCUGAGAACACAUCAGCUCCGCUGGAAGAUUCUGGGUGUGAUUUAUCAUGUGAGCAGAGAAGCGACCUUUCAGAGAUGCCCUGGCAUUCUGUGGAGAGCUGCACCCCCACCCCCUUCCCACCACUGCCCAUUGGGAAAAGCCAUCCUGCUGCUCCGGAAAACCCCCUGUCUUCUCACAUGCGAUUCUUGCAGCAUCUGCUUGAACUGAAGAACUUGACGGACUCGGGGAGUCUGAAAACCGACUUCAGCCACCUUGAAAAUGACUCUUCCACAGUGUCCGAUUCUGUUUUUCAGUUGUUGGAUGGCCUGAUCACUUUUUACCGAAAACCCAAACUUCCUUUUUCAAGGUUUUGGACAGAAGCUGUUGAUACUUUAGCUAGACUGAUCAGUGAUGGUAACUUAUCUAAUCAUAUUCUUAAAAAGUGUUCCAAGAAGUUGGAAGAAUUUGAGAAGACCCUGCUACAGGUUAUUUUAAGGACCAGCCAUAUAAAUCGGUUUCAGGUGCAGCAUUACGUCUCUCAGAGUCUGGUAACCCUGGGAAGAUGCAGCUUGUUGAGAAAAUCUAUAAUAUCUCUGCUUCUGUCAGAAGUAAACAGCUUCACUGACGAUCUGGGCUCCAUCAAUCAGGUGCAAGCCAGUUACGAUGCGACGCGCUAUGAAAAUGUUUUCUCCGUGUUCUGGGUCCUGGAGCAACUUCUUCAAAAGGAAACUGAAGAAGGCAACAUUUCAAGUAUAGGGCAUGAGGACCAAGAAAUCAAGAAGUUUCUUCAGAAGCAUGAUGAAACUAUUUUCCAACUCUCUGAUGCAUUUCCUCUAUUUACUUUUUAUUUAUGGAGACUAGGAAUUCUCUUGAACUCAGUAGAGGUAGAAAUUAGUGAAAAUAACUCACUUCCUUAG